Messenger RNA from Gallus gallus (chicken), 792 nucleotides. RefSeq names its product Gnot2 homeodomain protein (gene GNOT2). Gene Ontology annotation, molecular function: DNA-binding transcription factor activity, RNA polymerase II-specific; DNA binding. The record is from RefSeq and is marked validated. NCBI's taxonomy places the organism in Eukaryota, Metazoa, Chordata, Aves, Galliformes, Phasianidae. Gene Ontology annotation, biological process: central nervous system development; regulation of DNA-templated transcription; neuron differentiation.
ACCCUGCCAUGCCGCCCCCGGCCCCUCCGCCCCCUGCCCGGCCCGGCCAGGCCUUCACCAUCGCAGCGCUGCUGGGACGCUCCUCGCCCCCCCCGGCACCGCCGCCACCACCGACCCCUCCGCUGCCGCCGCUGCCGCACUGGGGGGCACCUCCCGGGCCGCUCUGCGCUGCGUGCUGCGGACCCCCGCCCGCCUGGGCUGCUCGCCUCGGAGCCACAGGGUUCCUGCUCUCCAAGUGCUGCUUCCCCAUCUUCAAAACCAAGGCUGGCAAAGCCAAGCGGGUGCGCACCAUCUUCACCAGCGACCAACUGGCACGGCUGGAGAAGGAGUUUGCCCGGCAGCAGUACAUGGUGGGCACGGAGAGGUGCCUGCUUGCCUCUGCACUGCACCUCACCGAGGAGCAGGUGAAAGUCUGGUUCCAAAACCGAAGGAUCAAAUGGAGGAAGCAAAGCCUGGAGCAGCAGCAAGCCAAACUGGCCAAGAUGGGCCUGGCCACCCCACAGAGGAGCCCUGACUCCCAGAGCCACCGUGGCGAUGAGGACAAGGACUGCCCAAUGGGGGCUGAGGACCUCCGGGAGGACACGGGCUCACCCCUGGGCUCGGGGGCUGCACCUCCCUCUGCACAGACUGUGGCAAAGUGCUGCUGAGCUGCCCGACCCGCCAGGGCUGCUUAUUUUUGUGUAUUAUAUGUGAAUGUAUCAUAGCUGGCAAUGGGGGUAUCUAAUAUAUACAGGGCGUUGGAUUAUUUUUGCAGUGCGAAAAUAAAUUAUUUAUGCAACUCUUGGUUUAGAG